Molecule: messenger RNA, 879 nt
Organism: Alternaria ethzedia
Lineage: Eukaryota; Fungi; Ascomycota; Dothideomycetes; Pleosporales; Pleosporaceae
Exons: 2
Coding region: 1-879 (292 amino acids)
Source: RefSeq, a predicted model, not a curated record
AUGCCAAACAACCCCAAAAGGGAGCUCGAUGAACCCAUCCCAGACGACCAUGAGAUUCUGUCUAGUAAGAAGAUCAAAUCGGAAGAGUUCACAAGCGAUGGUGUUGACGUAGCCAUACCCUCACAUGCUGGGGAGUAUGUGAACAGUUAUUGGGGGAAGCAAACCGAAACCCCAUGGACUCCAGAACGCAGCGAGGAUGAGAAAAACCUCAUGAGCCAGCACGAGGCCUGCCGUGCCAAGCAGACUUUCGUUGCAGCUAUGGGUACUUACUGGAUUGAGUGCCCACUCAUUGAGAAUAAACACCCGGAACUAGUAGGCAGUCUGCGCAUGGUCGUUCAAGCCCUUGAUGAAGAUACACAGGAACGCGGCUUGCUCGAGGCUUACCUCAACCUUGGGCUAUUGAAAGGGACCAUGGUCAUGGCGCCUGGCCUUGCCAUAGUCCAAGAUUGGUGUUACAGACACCAGAGUCAGCGUUCAAGAGAUGAUGGCAAUGGGAAAUGCAAGAUCGACAAGGAGACAGAAAGACUUCGAGACGUUCUAGAAGAGUUCAAAAGAGUAAAUGGAAUACCUAUCGACGCGACCAUUGAAUCGCCGCCUCUCGACUUACAAAGGCCAUUCGACCUCGACGGCGAAGCUCGACUAUACGCGAACAGACCAUCCAUUGGUGGACCCAUUCGGAUCUCUGGCAAUACCGCGCAUCUCGAAUUCCGGGUAGAUAGUUUGUAUUUCGAAGGCAAGAUCAAUCUUCCUAUGAUCAGCGACACGCCUGUAAAGAUUUCUGGUCACAGAAUCAAAAGCGAUGAUUCUUGCACCGUUGAGAAGUGGUUGGAUUACGAUACGUCGAAGGUCAAAUAUGGGGCGGUGUGGAACGAGUUUUGA